UCCUUUCAAUAAUCUAAGAAUCAAACUUCGACCAUUUCAUUCGAGGGAAAAGAGGAACAAGAGGAAAAAGACAUAUUUAUAUUUAUAUUUAUAUUAUUACAUACACACAUACCUACACAUACAUAUCCAUCUGGAGAAGUCUAACACCAAUUGAAAGCCACGAAUUCAAGGCUUCAAAAUCCAACUGGUCGUAACCCUCCACUUUUUCGCCUCUCAUCUCUCCUUCUCCAAGAGAUCCGGCCCCUCUCUUCAUCCGCUACGGUGGAAUUGAUUGACCUGCAUAAGCUUACGGUAGAAGAGUCUACCUCUGAGGGUUAUUGAACUUUUUACUGUGACCACCUUGGACUAAAUCUCAUUCCAAGCCCUCAACAACAACAACCACCACCACCACCACCACCACCACAACAACAAUAACAACAACAACUACAACAUCAUCAUCAUCAUCACACCGAUCAGAUUUAACUUUGUUUUGCCGACUCCCCCAUUCUACGCCGCACUCUUGGUGGUCGGGAAUAUCUAGGGAAUGUAAAGAUCGCUCUUCUUGAAAGAACAUCUAUCUCGUUUCUUCCACAAAGAAAUCGCACCACGCCUUCUCUACGUCAGAGUCACAAAUCAAUCAGCAGCACAACAAGAUUUAAAUGGCUGCCACCAGUGCCAAUCGCCAUAAUCCAAUAAAUUCGGAUUUUACCCUAUCUCCUCGACAAGAAGAAUUACUUUUCGCUGCUCUCAAUUCAAAUAAAUCUUCAACCAAACCUUCAAACAACAUGGAUAAAUCACUUCCACCAUCAACAAAUGCCGUUUCAAACACUUCUACGUCCACAUUCAAUGAAUCUCCAAUUCAAGCUCCCGGUUCAGGUACACUGAGUGGAUUUGAAGAAAGCCCUUUUAUCGACUACGAUUAUGAAUUUGAAGGUGAUGAUAGUUUCAAUUUCGACUUUGGUAAUGAUUCACAGGGUCAAAUGAUUGGAAAUCUACCUGGAUCGUCGUCAGAUGGUGAUGCUGAUAAUCAUGAGAAGCGAAGUCAUCCUGAUGAUGAUGAGGAGGAGGAAGGUGGUGGCAAACGAAGAGAAGGUGAUGAUAAAUCAUCCAAGAAGCCUGGCAGAAAACCUCUUACAUCAGAGCCCACUUCUGUGAGUAUUUGUGGGGUUGCACCUAUUUCUGAAUAGCUUCUAAUUUCUUAAUUAGAAACGCAAGGCUCAAAAUCGUGCCGCCCAACGCGCUUUUCGCGAACGAAAGGAGAAGCAUCUGAAAGAUCUCGAGACCAAGGUCGAUGACUUGCAAAAGGCUUCCGAAUCUGCCAAUCAUGAGAACAGUAUUCUACGAGCGCAAAUUGAACGAAUGACGAUGGAAUUGAGGGAAUACAAAAAGAGACUAUCACUUAAUGGUGGUAUCAACCGUAGCCCAAAUGGGAACCCGCCGGCUUAUUUCGCAGCAAAAGGGCUUUCAAAUGCAUCUGCCACUCCAAAUGAUGUCAACUUCCAAUUCGAGUUUCCAAGAUUUGGUCGUCUUCCAGGUCCUCCUAUCACCAACGGAAGUUCAUCCAUGGCACCAUCCAUCUCCCCAACUACACCAACUCAGAAUGCUCAGAGUCCUACCGAUAAGAUUCAAACUAGCUCUCGCAAUCAUUCCAAUGCUAGUAAUACUUUUGGCGUCGGUGCAACCCAAACUCCAGCUCAAAAUGGUGAUAUGACAUCCUUCUCCGGUCUAUUCAGCCCGGAAGUCCUGGAUAGUGCAUUCAAGAGUUCACCAUUUGAUUCCUUCGGCAGCCUCACCCACGGAUCAAUAUCCAGUACGGGCUCUCCUCAUCAAUCUACCAAUGGCCAAAAUACUUCAUAUAGUUCACCAUCGGCUUCUUCACAGUCCAACCAUGGAACCAGCUCAUCCUGUGGUACCUCUCCAGAACCUACGAACAUGCAAUCACCAUACAAUAAAGCGACUGACAGUACUUUAACAACAAUUGGAGAAGAGAACUCAUGUGGGAACAGCAAUGCAGCACCAGGUGAGAUGUCCUUUUGCGAGAAGCUCAACAUGGCUUGCGGCAAUCCUAACAAUCCUAUUCCCCGUGCAUUGUCUGAAUCUGGUAUCAAUCCAGGAAACGUAGAACCCCUCGUUUUCGAUGUCAACGGAAUCGAUUGGUUCGCUCAACAAAACAACAAUCAAUUCGAUCCUCAACUCUUCGGUGAUUACCGCGAACCACAGAAUAACAUUCUCUCAAAUGACCCUUAUGCUCUUGAUGAUGCUGGCUUCUUUACAGAUGCAUUUGAUAUGCCAGAUUUCAAUAGUCCAUUCAACGUUCCGACUCCAACAACUACAGCAAAGGAUCUUGUGCAACAAAUUGAUGAAAAGCAAAAUGAGGAUAAUGAGGUAGUUCCAGGAGAAGAUAGGUCAACCAUGCUCAAUUGCAACACCAUCUGGUUUGUCUCCUUAUUUGUAAUAAAUGAAACUUAUGCUAAUGGUAACGAUUUAGGGAUCGUCUACAAAAUUGUCCCAAGGUCAGAGAGGGCGAGUUUGAUCUUGAUAGCCUUUGCAAGGAUCUUCAAAAGAAAGCCAAAUGUUCCGAGACAGGUGCUGUUGUCAAUGAAGCUGAUUUUCAAAAAAUCAUGAAUAGUUACGCCCCUAAAGGUUGCGAUACUAUGUUCCCUACAACAGCCAAGAAGGCAUAAAUGAUCGAUCGGAUAUACAUUUGGGAUGAUACUUGUACUGGAACGGAAUGGCGUUGCAAACACAUUAAAAUGACCAGAAGGUCGGAUCAUGGUUAAGGAUAUAACAUUUUGCUAGGACAAAGCAAUCUUUUGGCGCCUAAUGAUCAUGAUAUAUCUCAUUGAUCAGGAUUGGUUUUGAUUUUAAUUUUCUUUCACUUGGGGAAAUUCGGAAUCGGAAUUUGACUACUUGCUCUUUUUUAGUUCUUUUCGCUUGGUUGUUGAUGGUUGGUUGGAGUGGUUUGCCUGUGCUUGAUGAUGAAUGAAUUCUAUGGCUGGGUGAAUGAUUUUGCGUUAGCACUGAAAAUGGAUGAGUUUACAGUGUUUUUUUCACUUGUUCAUGUUUUGGACGAAGUGAAUGAUCGAUCUCUACUCUGCUUUAGUAUUAUGGGAAUGGAGGCGAUAGGCAUGGAGGGAAUUGGAAUUGAACAAGAAUGAUGAUGAAGCAAUCGUCUGGCAUAGUCUAGUCUGAUUAAUAUAUUAUAAGAAAUCAUUAAAUUAAGUUGAAGUAAAU
This is a messenger RNA of Sclerotinia trifoliorum, 3213 nucleotides long. NCBI's taxonomy places the organism in Eukaryota, Fungi, Ascomycota, Leotiomycetes, Helotiales, Sclerotiniaceae. The record is from the annotation of a GenBank genome assembly.